Molecule: messenger RNA, 1644 nt
Organism: Ylistrum balloti
Lineage: Eukaryota; Metazoa; Mollusca; Bivalvia; Pectinida; Pectinidae
Product: multifunctional methyltransferase subunit TRM112-like protein
Exons: 4
Coding region: 17-391 (124 amino acids)
Biological process (GO): rRNA (guanine-N7)-methylation; peptidyl-glutamine methylation; tRNA methylation
Molecular function (GO): protein heterodimerization activity
Source: RefSeq, a predicted model, not a curated record
AGUGAGAAACAGCAAGAUGAAGCUUAUCACUCAUAAUAUGCUGACUUCCAACAUAAUAAAGAACACAACGAAUGGAUACCCAUUGAAAAUUGUAGCCAGUCAAAUUGAGAUAAAAACAGUUGACUUCAACCCAGAAUUUAUCACAAGGAUGUUACCGAAAAUGGAUUGGCCAGCCCUUCAUCAAGCUGCACAGUCAGUCGGCCAUGGAGAGGGCUUGCCAGAGACACUCAAAGAGAAUUACGAAGAGGAUGAGGAGUUACUUAAAAAAGUGCACCAUGUCAUGAUGCAGGUUGAAGUGAUUGAAGGAAAUCUAGUAUGUCCAGAAUCUGGCCGUCAGUUCCCAAUCAGUUCUGGAAUUCCAAACAUGUUACUGAACGAAGAUGAAGUUUGAAUAUUUGACAGAAUGAAUUACACACAACAAAUCAUUUCACCAAUCUAGGAAAUGUAGAAUACAUUUAUAUCUGUUUUGCAGGCAUCACAAAUUGUGAAAUCAAGUCUACUGGUAUCUCAAGUAUCCAACUUUUACCAAUACAUUUAUUAUGUAUCAUUGGUAACUUAAACUCUGUAUGUCAACACAGUCUGAUACUUAAUAUGUCAUUGUUUACUGAUACAUUGUAUGUCAAUGUUUACUGUUACAUUGUAUGUCAGUGUUUACUGAUACAUUGUAUGUCAGUGUUUACUGUAUGUCAGUGUUUACUGAUACAUUGUAUGUAACAGAUUACUGUUACAUUGUAUGUCAGUGUUUACUGAUACAUUGUAUGUAACAGUUUACUGAUACAUUGUAUGUCAGUUUUAAUGAUACAUUGUAUGUCAGUGUUUACUGAUACAUUGUUUGUCUGUGUUUACAGAUAUAUUGUAUAUCAAUGUCUACUGUGUGUCAAUGUUUACUGAUACAUUGUAUGUCAGUGUUUACUGAUACAUUGUAUGUAACAGUUUACUGAUACAUUGUAUGUCAGUGUUUACUGAUACAUUGUAUGUCAGUGUUUACUGAUACAUUGUAUGUCAGUGUUUACUGAUACAUUGUAUGUCAGUGUUUACUGAUACAUUGUAUGUAACAGUUUACUGAUACAUUGUAUGUCAGUGUUUACUGAUACAUUGUAUGUAACAGUUUACUGAUACAUUGUAUGUCAGUGUUUACUGAUACAUUGUAUGUCAGUGUUUACUGAUACAUUGUACGUCAGUGUUUACUGAUACAUAGUACGUCAGUGUUUACUGAUACAUUGUACGUCAGUGUUUACUGAUACAUUGUACGUCAGUGUUUACUGAUACAUUGUACGUCAGUGUUUACUGAUACAUUGUAUGUCAGUGUUUACUGAUACAUUGUAUGUCAGUGUUUACUGAUACAUUGUAUGUCAGUGUUUACUGAUACAUUGUAUGUAACAGUUUACCAGUACUUUUUGUAACAAAAUUUGUUGGUACAUUGUAUGUUGAUGCAAACAUAUUUUUGUGAAAGCACACUGGCAUAUAAAUUGUACACUAUACAUGAUUAUGUACAUUGGAAGUGGAUGAUGUUUACUACUGUAGAUAGUGAGGUGACUCCACAAAUCAAUGUACUACUGUGUGAAUGGUGAGUGGGAGUAUUGUUGUUAGAAUGUAUCUUAUGAAUGUAUAAUAAAAUGUGGAAUAAAACUUUCAGGUUGAUAA